GCACGUUGCUUGCGAAUCUUGCGAUUGCUAUUAAUUGUAUGAAAAUAAGAUUGAUUUGAUUUGUGAUAUUUCUCCAAAAGCCAUACAGAAUGACUGCUCUCCUAUGUAGAAUAUGCCUGGCACGUGAUACUCGUAUGUGUACAACGUACAACACGCCACUGGAAGUGCUUUAUCAAAAAAUCACAAAUAUACCUCUUAAAACAAAAGACGGAAGGCCGCACGUGGUGUGUUACGUCUGCUACCAUUUAUUGAGCAAGUGUCACAAAUUCAUUGAAAGUGCCGUUAAAACUGACAGAGUUCUUCAACGACUAUGUAGCAGUGGUAUACAGUUAACCGAGCAGCAUAUUGCAGCGAUAGACAAGGCUUUCUUACUCACACCAUUAACUAAGUCACGCGUUAUAAAUGUAAACGCAAUAAGCGAUUCAGACGGAGUCAGUAUAGAAGUGGCCGAAGUCAAGAGAGAAGUUGAAGAAGAUAAGCCUAUAUAUUAUGAAGUGGAAGUUGUUAACGAAAAAGCUGAUUGUUUAGGUUUUGACGGUAUAAAUAAUACAGAACAUAGUUCAAAACAGUACGCUUGUACUAUCUGUGGUCAUUGCUUGCUGACCAAAGCUGAAGCUAGGAAGCACUACAAAUGGCAUGGCACCUCCGAAGAACCCUAUCUGGACUGUCUGAAUUAUUUAUUUGGCGCUCCACCAACUGUGGAAGUCACUAUGCAACCUAUCACGGCGCUAACUGACAGCAAAGAAGUAAUAAAGGCGCCAACUGACCACAAAGAAGCUCUACCGGCGCCAACUGGCAGCACACAAGCAGUGAAGGCGCCAACAUACAGCAUACAAGAUAUGACGGCGCCAACUGACCACAAAGAAUCACUCGCGGCGCCAAAAGAAUCACUAACGGCACAAACAGGCACCAUGCAAACAGCCACUGCACCAACUUACAGCAUACAAGCGUUGACGGUGCCAACUGACCACAAAGAAUCACACGCGGCGCCAACUGACAGGAAUGAAUCACUAACGGCGCCAACUGACAGCAUACAAGUGGUGACGGCGCCAAUUCAUAGCAGAGAAGUGCUGAAGUCUCCGCAAACUAUCGUAGCGUCCGACACUAGUCCAACGAAGAUUGAAAAUGAUGAAGGUAUAUAAGUUUUUUGUUAAUUAAAACCAAAUACCUAAGGGCCCUUACCCAAGAAAAUCCAGUUUCAAGGAAAACUAUAACGGUUCAGAUAGAUCAGUUAGUUUAAGAGUUAUAGUCGUUCAA
Molecule: messenger RNA, 1257 nt
Organism: Ostrinia nubilalis (European corn borer)
Lineage: Eukaryota; Metazoa; Arthropoda; Insecta; Lepidoptera; Crambidae
Exons: 5
Coding region: 90-1142 (350 amino acids)
Cellular component (GO): nucleus
Molecular function (GO): zinc ion binding
Source: RefSeq, a predicted model, not a curated record